Messenger RNA from Porites evermanni, 3599 nucleotides. Lineage: Eukaryota; Metazoa; Cnidaria; Anthozoa; Scleractinia; Poritidae. The record is from the annotation of a GenBank genome assembly.
AUGGCUCGCUUGAUGCUGUUACUUUUGCUGAUCGCCCCAUUGACUCUUACCACUUACGCGGACAGCGGGCAAAAGGUAAUUAAGUUAAAAAUAUAUAUUGCGUUUAGUUUUCGCCGAGACACUUUAAAGUGACCUUUCGGCCCUUUCUGUCUUAUUGAACGCCAUGGCGUUUACUUUCCUACUAAAUAUUUUAUCCUGCGGCCUGUUCGGGCUGCACUAUCGAUGCUUAAUGAACGCGUUUUUGUCAGCCGAGCAAAUCUAAUUAUUAUGCCUUUAAAGGGUGAUGUGAAAAGUAGGGUAUCCGUUUACACUAUAGCGAAAGUAAUGACUCUGAAGUAUUGGUGGUAAUAUAAACUAGACGCAGUUAAUCGAUAAACCGAUAAUCGAUAGUAAUUGAUAGUAAUCGAUAUCAAUCAUCGAUAAAUAUUGAUUUCCGAUAUCGAUCGAUAGAAAUCGGUAAAGAAAAAAGUUGUGACUUCGAUUUAUAUUUAUGAUUUUCCGAUGGAAAUCGAUAAUUAUUUUUAUCGAUUGUUAUCGAUUUUGUUAAUCGAUAAUAAUCAAUAAAUUAUUUUUCUCUGUGACUACGAUUUCUAUCGAUUUCCGAUAUCAAUUGAUAUUGAUCGGGUGAUUAAAUCGAUUAAUAUCGAUGAUAUCGAUUGAUUUCCGAUAUCGAUUUUUAUCGAUUAACUACGUCUGGUGUAAAUACUACUGACGAAGAUACUCAUUUUAAUCAAUUUGCUACACAUGUGUUUUUCGCAGACCUAUACAUUCAAGGUAUCCAAAGAUAUGUACGAGAGUAUCAAAGUUGAUGCCAACAAGGAAUCCGAGACCUUUUCUCAGAGUUUUGCGUCGUCAGGCAAAAAGGAAGGAGACUUUGUCUACGACUUUAACAGGGUCAGUAACUAACAUAAAAGAUCAAACAAGUCAAACUCAUCUAAAUUUGGAGUCUUUUUUUUUGUUUUGACAAAGAACUGAACUCAUUUUUUUAUGCGAUUUAAAUAUUUCGUUUCUCCGAAUUUUUGGCUUAAAAACUUGAAAUUAAAAAAGAGAAUAAAAGGUUAAAAAUCCGAAAUUAUCAGUGCACAGUUUUGCGAAAACGUCUCUGAAAUGGCCACAAAACAGUAUUUUUAUUUCUUUAUUUUUUGUUUUUUUCUGACGAGAACAUUAAGCUGUUUUAGAUAGUCCCGCAUUUUUGCAUCAAAAUGUCGGUGCAGAAACCAUUCCAGCACAUUUCUCCAAAACUUUUCAAACCGCUCAGUGUACGACCAAAACUAUAAGGAGGGCUUAAAAGCAAGAGAAUGAUAUGUACAUUUUCCAAGGCUGAAGGCCAAGUUCGCGUUGAUAAAUUUUUGAUUUACUUCAAACAAUAAACUUGUAACUACAUGUAUUGGAUGUAAACCACUUGGAGUUGAGCCUGCCGUCAGCUGAAAGGUAGUAACUUAUUAGCGGAUAACUUAAAAAAAUUACAAAUUACAAAUAAUUUACAAAUAAUUACUUAUUUGUCUAUUGAUCCUUGCUUCGUAUUGGCUUGAAUUUACUGCAGAACUUAACGAUGAUUCGAUUGCCAAAGGCAAAGGGCUGCUUUUUAAGAUACUCCAUCGGGAACGUUCCUCGACCUGCUGACUUGCUGAAACAAUUACAAUCGGUAAGUGUCUGAGGACCUAUGACAAACAUGGUUAAAAUUAGUGUUUGGCUGAAUUAAUCUCUUAAUGAAGGAUUUUUUAACUAACCUGUAGGUUGCGUCCUCAAUGCAUGAGAAUACCAAGAGCAACAUCAUAACUGUGCGUUUAUUCCCUUCAACUUCGGAAUAAUCUCGGUACAUAUAAGCGUUAUCAACCUCGACCUUCGGCUCGGCUGAUAACAUUUUUCUUGACCUUGAGUAUUCUGGGUAUCACCACGUUCAAAAAUUGUUUAUAAUCACUUUUACCAACAACAUUGGAGAGAUUCGCUAAAGUUAUUUAUUUAUUCCUUUGUUAAAACUUGCUGAUCCGUGCAACCUUUUGAUAACUGUUCCACUCGAAAUCGUUUAUUUUUUCACGCUGGUUUCCAUCAUCUACAGGUGCAGAAAAGUACCGAUUCUAAAAUGACCACUACGUCUGAGGAAAAUUUCAAGGUUGUUGGCAAACUGAGAGACCGUUCGGACUUGAGCGACGAGAUGAAGGAUCUAUGCGCAAAGUUGCCAAUUUACCGAAUCCGGAAGUUGGAAAAGAAACAGAAUGACGACGCUUAUCAAAUGGAAGACGAUGUGGAACAGUCCGAUGAAGUAGAUGAUGCACCAGAGAGGGUGGCUAGAGGUAAUAAAAUGAUUAAAUGGAUAUCAAGUUCUUGAAGAAGCUAUAACAACUUAACAGAUCGCUGUCAACAGCAUGAAAAGUUUGGAUGGCCUUACAAUACUAUAAGAACGAACCAUGUGGCAUCUUCACUUUCUUUAAAGAACCCUAUGCUGAAAGCUAUUUUAAUUUAAAACAGAUUCAACAAAAUCAGAAACAUGAAUAACUUUUCCAUAGUUUUAAGCCAACUUUUGUGUUUUCAAUCUUAAACCAUGGCCCGUCCACACCUAUUGAUCCGAGCAGGGGAAAACGCAUACUAAUAUUUCCGUUUAUUUAGUUUGGUUGUUCCCGGUUUGGAUUCACCCAUCGACAAGAAUACGCUGCUUCAAUCAACAUUUGCUAACUAGUUUCCACUCUUCUUCAAUCAAUGGCCAGGCCUGCCUAAUAUGUUUAAAAUUAAAUUACCCGGAAAGGGUUUAUCGGGCAGCUAUGAAUGGAUAAUUCGUUUACCCAACCAUUUACAGGCGAAAAAUAGUAACCUUGAUCAGCUUCACAGUUCUGCCUUUGUGUUGUCCUACUAGGCACUUGUAAGCUUAGGACGAACCUAAAACCGUCUUGCACGAGGCCGAUGAGUCGAACAACAGGUUGUUGUUGUCCACCACCCGAGUUUAAAUUUGCAAGUUCUCUUUUUAGCCUAAACUCCAGUUUUGGACGUAGUUGAAUUUAAAAAUAUCCAGUUUCAAUCGUCUAGUACGAAUCGUAUUUUAAAAAGAGAACGAGUCAGCGACUUCUAAAAGAUGCCGUUUCGGCGAGGGGGAUUCACUAGUUUCACAGAGCCUAUUCGUGUAAAAAAAAUCCUUUUUUAAAAAAUAUCCGGAAUCAUGUUGACGGGCCUUAAACAACUUCUUAAAAAGUGUUUAAAAUUUUGUGGAAGACAAAGCGUCUUAUCAACUCUGUGUAUCAGGGUAUGACCCUGGUAGUGGUUGUCCUUUAUCUAUUAGCCACACACUGUACAAGAAUUAUCCACGCAUCUCACAAUAUUUUAAUUAAUGGACACGUCUGUCUUUAUAACGACUGACUACCCUAAUUCGAAGCUGCUCAUCAGUUUCGGAUUUGAAUAACCUGUAAUAGUUAUAACCUUUUGUGCCCAUAGGUCUCGUCCGGAAAUGGGUGUGCAGACGAGUUUGUAAACACAUACGCACAUGCGUCAAAGUCCCAAGAAUUAGCUGCAGUUGGAGAGGCUGUAAAACUUCCUGGCGCUGGAACUGCUGGAUCAUAAAGACCAUAUGCCCCUAUACCUGCUACUGGGCUUUGAUCAAGCUUGGCUAA